Molecule: messenger RNA, 4479 nt
Organism: Hyphopichia burtonii NRRL Y-1933
Lineage: Eukaryota; Fungi; Ascomycota; Pichiomycetes; Serinales; Debaryomycetaceae
Gene: SNQ2
Product: ATP-binding cassette transporter
Exons: 1
Coding region: 1-4479 (1492 amino acids)
Biological process (GO): transmembrane transport
Cellular component (GO): membrane
Molecular function (GO): ABC-type transporter activity; ATP binding; ATP hydrolysis activity
Source: RefSeq, a predicted model, not a curated record
AUGGAACAUGGUAGUUCAAUCAACUCGGAUGAAAAUCCUGCUGAUUACCACCCUUCUCAUCAAUUCGUGGUUGAUCCUCAAGCUGAAAAUAAUGACGAUGACUUAGAACAAGGCGAAAGAUUGCAAUUGGUUAGAACAGUCACUUCCAAUCACAAUGAUGUGUUGGCAAGAUUGGAAACAUUGUCCAGAGAGUUGUCUAAACGUACUGCCAGUGAUGGUGAAAUCAAAAUUGACCCAGAAGACUUUGAUUUGCAACGGAUAUUACAAUCAAUUUCCCAUGUUAGCCACAGACAAGGAGUCAAGCCCCGUUACUCCGGGAUUUCUUUUGAAAACUUGACGCUUAAUGGGAUUGACCAGUCCUUUUCAUUACAACCAACCAUUGGUGACAUUUUGAAAGGCCCCGUUUCAAUUGUUCGAAAUAUCAAAGCUGCUAAGAAUACCCCCCAUACCGCUGUUUUGAAAAAUUUCAAUGGUUAUGCUAAAAAGGGCGAAAUGGUUUUGGCUCUUGGUAGACCCGGGGCCGGUUGCUCCUCCUUAUUAAAAGCAUUGAGUGGUACCGAUUUGGAUUUAUACACGGGGUUGGAAGGUGAUAUUGAAUACGAUGGUAUCCCCCAUAAGGAAAUGUUGAAAUCUUUCAAAUCUGAUCUUAUUUAUAACCCUGAAUUGGAUACUCAUUUCCCUCAUUUAACCGUGGAAGAAACUUUGAAAUUUGCCAUAGCUUGUAAAACUCCUCGUUUAAGAGUUAAUGAUGUUUCGAGAAAUGAUUUCAUUAAUGCCGGGUUGGAAAUCUUGGCUACUGUGUUUGGUUUAAGACAUACUUAUCAUACUAAGGUUGGUAACGAUUUUGUUAGAGGGAUCUCUGGUGGUGAACGUAAAAGAGUCUCAAUUGCUGAAGCUUUGGCUUGUCGUGGUUCCAUCUAUUGUUGGGAUAAUGCCACGAGAGGUUUGGAUGCUUCAACUGCUUUGGAAUACGCUAGAGCAAUUAGAACUUCAACCAAUCUCUUGAAGACUACCGCUUUUGUCACCAUUUAUCAAGCCGGGGAAAAUAUUUAUGAAGUUUUCGAUAAAGUUACCGUUUUAUAUAAAGGUAGACAAGUUUAUUUUGGUCCUGCUAAAGAAGCUAAAGCUUAUUUUGAAAAUAUGGGAUUCCAAUGUCCUCCAAGACAAUCUACCGCUGAAUUUUUAACUGCUGUUACUGAUCCAAUUGGUCGUUUCCCUAAACCAGGUUUUGAAAAUAAAGUUCCAAACACUGCUGACGAAUUCGAAGAUUAUUGGUUAAAUUCUCCGGAAUUUAAACGUUUACAACAAGAAAUUGCUGAUUAUAAAUCUUCAGUGGCAAAAGAUCAUACUAAAGACCUUUAUCAUCAAUCAAUUAAACAAGAAAAAAUGAAAGGUCAAAGAAAGAAUUCAAAAUUUACAAUUAAUUACAUGGAACAAUUGAAAUUAUGUACCAUUCGUGGUUUUCAAAAUAUUAAAGGUGAUAAAGCUUAUACUGUUACCAAAGUUUUGGCUGCUUUAUGUCAAGGUUUGAUUGCUGGUUCUCUUUAUUAUAAUACCCCUGAAACAGUCACUGGUGCUUUCUCAAGAGGUGGUGUGGUUUUCUUUGCUGCUUUAUAUGUUUCUUUAAUGUCUUUAGCUGAAGUUUCGGCUGCUUUUGGUAGUAGACCAAUCUUAAUGAAACAAAAAAAUUAUUCCUUAUAUCAUCCAUCUGCCCAUGCAAUUGCAAACACUGUUACUUCGGUUCCGGUUAAUUUAUUCAUUACCAUUAUCUUUGUGGUUGUGCUUUAUUUCUUAUCUAAUUUGGCUAGAGAAGCAGGUAAGUUCUUUAUUUGUCUUUUAUUCAUCUUUUUGCUAUCUUUAACAAUGUCUGCUAUGUUUAAUGCAAUUAGUUCAAUUAAUAAAACCAUCUCUGCUGCUAAUGGUAUGGCUGGUAUCUUGGUUUUGGCUACUUUAAUGUAUUCUUCUUAUAUGAUUCAACGUCCUUCUAUGCAUCCUUGGUUUAAAUGGAUUUCUUAUAUCGAUCCUCUUUUGUAUGCUUUUGAAGCAAUUAUUGCUACUGAAUUUCAUGGACGUAAAAUGGCUUGUGAUGGUAGUUAUUUAAUUCCUUCUGGACCUGAUUAUGCAAAUGCUCCAAAUUCUGCUAGAUCUUGUGCUUUUGUUGGUUCGGAACCUGGACAAACUUGGGUCGAUGGUGACCGUUAUUUGAAAGUGGCUUACACUUAUAGUUUCACUCAUGUUUGGAGAAACUUUGGUAUUUUGAUUGGGUUUUUGGCUUUCUUUUUAUUCAUUAACGCUGUGGGUGUUGAAUACAUUAGACCAAUCUCCGGUGGUGGUGACCGCUUGAUUUACUUAAGAGGUAAAGUACCAGACACUGUUGUUUUACCAUCAGAGAAAAACCCAGAAGAUAUUGAAAGUAAUGGUACUGCUAUUGAAAAAUCAAACUCUUUGGAAAAAAUAAGUGAAAAUGGUGAUUCAAAUAAAAAAGAUGAGGCUUUACAAGACUUGAAAUCAAAGGACUUGUUUGUUUGGAAAAAUGUUGAUUAUGUCAUUCAAUAUGAUGGUAAUGAUCGUAAACUUUUGGAUUCAGUUUCUGGUUAUUGUAUUCCUGGUACAUUGACUGCUUUAAUGGGUGAAUCUGGUGCUGGUAAAACUACUUUAUUGAAUACUUUAGCACAAAGAAUUGAUACCGGGGUGGUUACUGGUGAUAUGUUGGUCAAUGGCAAACCUUUAGAUAUGUCCUUUAGUAGACGUACUGGUUAUGUCCAACAACAAGAUAUUCAUGUUUCUGAAACUACUGUCAGAGAAGCUUUGGUUUUCGCAGCCAGAUUAAGAAGAUCUAAUGAUGUUAGUGAUGCUGAAAAAGUAGACUAUGUUGAAAAAAUUAUUGAGGUUCUUGAUAUGGGCAGCUAUGCAGAUGCUAUUGUCGGUCAAUUAGGUUCUGGUCUUAAUGUUGAGCAACGUAAAAAGUUAUCAAUUGGUGUUGAAUUGGUUGCUAAACCUUCUUUACUUUUAUUUUUGGAUGAACCUACAUCUGGUUUGGACUCCCAAUCUGCCUGGGCUAUCGUUAAGUUACUUCGAGAAUUAGCCGCUGCUGGUCAAUCUAUUUUAUGUACUAUUCACCAGCCUUCAGCUACUUUAUUCGAAGAAUUUGAUCGUUUGUUGCUAUUGAGAAAAGGUGGUCAAACUGUUUAUUUCGGUGACAUUGGUAGACACUCAAGAGUAAUUUUAGAUUACUUCGAAAGAAAUGGUGCCAGACAUUGUAAUGACAACGAAAACCCUGCUGAAUAUAUUUUAGAAGCUAUCGGUGCUGGUGCAACUGCUGUUGUUGAUCGUGAUUGGUUUCAAAUUUGGCAAGAUUCCCCAGAAAAUGCUGAAAACAUGCGUGUUUUAGAACAAUUACUUGAAGACUCUUCGAAGAACGGUAAUUCUGAUAGUUUAUCUAAGGAAGAAAUUAAACAAUUACUGAAACCUUAUGCUACUCCAGUUUAUUAUCAAUUCUGGCAUGUUUUAUAUAGAAAUGCCCUUAUGUUCUGGAGAAAUCCUGAAUAUUUGGUUUCAAAGUUGGGCUUAAUGACUGUAGCUGGUUUAUUUAUUGGUUUUACUUUCUUUGGUCUUAAACAUUCUGUUACCGGUAUGCAAAACGGUAUGUUUGCUUCAUUUUUAGCUGUUGUUGUCUCUGCACCUGUUAUCAAUCAAAUUCAAGAACAAGCUAUUAAAGGUCGUGAUAUUUUUGAAGGUCGUGAAAAGUUAUCCAAGACCUAUCACUGGUCUUUGAUGAUGCUUAGUCAAUUCCUUAAUGAAAUACCAUAUAUUUUCUUUGCUGCUGCAGUUAUGUUCGUUUCAUUAUACUUUCCAACUCAAGCUGAUACUUCUGGUCCUCAUGCUGGUGUAUUUUAUUUGACUCAAGGUAUAUUUGUCCAAUUAUAUAUUUUAAGUUUUGGUUUAUUACUAUUAUAUAUUGCUCCGAACUUGGAAUCUGCAGCUGUUUUGGUUUCAUUCUUCUAUACAUUCAUUGUUGCUUUUAGUGGUGUUGUUCAACCAACUAGUUUAAUGCCUGGUUUCUGGACUUUUAUGUAUAAAGUCAGUCCUUAUACUUAUCUUAUUCAAAACUUGAUCAGUUCAAUUUUACAUGAUCGUGAAGUUAAAUGUGCAGAGACUGAGUUGGCAAUUUUCAGACCACCAGAUGGUAAGACUUGUCAAGAGUAUGCUGGAGAUUUUGUUAAAAAAGCCGGUGGUUAUUUAGACGACCCAAGUUCUACUACACUGUGUGGAUACUGUCAAUACAAAGUAGCAGAUGAAUACUUGGCAACCAUUGGUGCCAAAUAUUCUUACAGAUGGAGAAAUAUUGGAUUUUACUUCGUUUAUAUUAUUUUUGAUUUGGCUUUUGUUUUAAUCUUAUACUGGCUCAUUAGAUAUAGAAAGGGUUCGCUUUUGGCACCAAUCAAGAAUCUUAUUGCAUCUAAAAAGAGAAAAAAUUAA